AUGUAUUACCAUCUGCGAAGUCAUCAACAAAGAAGUCUACUGAACAGCUGACAAACGCGGCCCCAGUAACCACUCCACCCGUAAUACGAAAAAGCACCGAUGCAGAAUUAGGAAAACAGAAACAGCUACAAAUACAACAACAAUCCUUUUCUUCACAAAACGAGCAACAUAAAAAAGAUAAAACACAGCAACAAAUAGAUAUAUCAAAAGACCCCGCAUCAAAUAGUUCUAAACCGCAGACGCCUAAAUACCCAACUAAGCAACCAACAAUCCCUGACUUUGAUCAAGUCUUAUCUGCACUAAGUGACGGAUCGUUCACGUUUGCUUUAAAUAAUGGAACAUUGGACGAAACCGUAACAGAUAUAAAAGAAAAAGAUGAAGAUACUGCGCUUUCUACUUCAGAAACCGGAGGCUCAAGGAUAGUGUCACCCCCGCCAGGCGUUGGGUUUUGUAGAACUGAUAUAGUUGGAAGUGCAAUUAACAAUGUACCUGAUGCCGAAUAUACUCAACCGGCAUUAACUCCGUAUCGAGGACUAUUUAAUCCAUUUGCGUCCGAAGAAGAUAAACGAUUUGAUCCAUUUGCUGCUAAUAAUACACAAACACAGAUAGCAUUACCAACAGACUCCACAUCUAAUCAUAAUAAUAUAUUAGGAUCACCAUCUACGCAAUCAAUGACCAA
Molecule: messenger RNA, 679 nt
Organism: Paraglomus occultum
Lineage: Eukaryota; Fungi; Glomeromycota; Glomeromycetes; Paraglomerales; Paraglomeraceae
Source: the annotation of a GenBank genome assembly